Molecule: messenger RNA, 1137 nt
Organism: Solanum verrucosum
Lineage: Eukaryota; Viridiplantae; Streptophyta; Magnoliopsida; Solanales; Solanaceae
Exons: 2
Coding region: 1-1137 (378 amino acids)
Molecular function (GO): DNA binding
Source: RefSeq, a predicted model, not a curated record
AUGUCAGACGAUUCAGGGCUCCGUGAUCAACUACUGGAGAAGAAUGAAAUCUCAGAUAGUUACUAUCAUGUUGAUCAACAGAGUGAUUCAAUGAAGGUGGAAGAACAAAACAAUGACAAUUCAGAGAACGAUUCUCUGCAAACCAAACACUCCAAAGGUAGCCCUGUUGACACGGGAACCGCAUGGAUUUACAGAGAUGAAAACGGAAAACACUUCUUCGAAAAGCAAUUAAGCGAAGACGACAUUACUGGCGAUCACUUAGAGAUACCCAGGAGAUUGGCGCAUUAUAUACAGAGUUUGAAAUUACAACGUCGUGUUGAUGCUGGAGAAAAAACAAGGAAAGUCAAUUUGGUAGGAGAAAAUGAAUGUUAUUACUUCACUGGACAAUGGAAGGAUUUCGUAAAGGAGAAUCAAUUGAAAGCUAAUAAGGAUUUGGUACUUCUUGAGGUUUCUCAGCAAUUGGGCCUUCGAAUCGGAUACACUUGUGACCAAAAAGCUAUUGACAUGAAUAAUCCUCUACUCCUCAGACGUUUGUCUAGAGCUGAUGUAAAAGCCCUAUAUAUAAAAAAGUUGAGUGAACGAUAUUCGUUUAGUCGUGGUGGUACAGGAUUAAUAGAGAUAGAACCAGUUGUUGAGAUGAAAUUAUGCUCGCAAAUUGUGUACAGAUAUGGUGGCCGUACGAAUGGUGUAAUGUUCAUAGAGCUACCAAAGAAAGACGUGGAAGAGAAUUUGGGUCGCGAUCUUCCUCUUCCUGCAGCAGGCGGAGAAAUUGCCCUGCCUUUAUUUGAUCCUGUGGGGAACAAUUUGGUGGAGAUGAAAUUAUUGCAUACUGAGAUGGGUGAUCAAUACCAUCUUGGAGGGGGAUGGGAAGUGUAUGCUGCAAAACAUGGUUUAUUAAUUUCUGAUACAAUUUUUCUUGACAAGGUAACCGUGCAGGUUGGCAAUGAUCAUGAUCAGCUGAAUACUGCACAGUUUUCGUGUCACUAUGAAAUCACUUACCAGAGACGAAGACGAGGAGGCACUAAAGAUCAGAGCGGACCUGCUAAUUUUGCUAAAGAUGUAGUUCGUGUUACCAAAAUAAGUGAGUCGUCAGAAUAUGAAGGUGAUUCAUCCUGGCUCCAAUACUGCACUCCAUAG